Molecule: messenger RNA, 757 nt
Organism: Medicago truncatula (barrel medic)
Lineage: Eukaryota; Viridiplantae; Streptophyta; Magnoliopsida; Fabales; Fabaceae
Product: gibberellin-regulated protein 4
Exons: 4
Coding region: 94-423 (109 amino acids)
Source: RefSeq, a predicted model, not a curated record
UCAUUCUAACUUGAUCCCACAUCUCCUCAUUAAUAUCUCAUUUGGUUCUCUCUUACCUACAAAGAGAGUUUUUCCAAAUCUAGAGGUGCUACAAUGGCCAUGACUAAGUUCUUUGCUUCUUUGAUCUUAGCACUCAUUGCAAUUUCCAUGCUUCAAACAUUGGUCAUGGCUGGUAAUGAUCAAGGAGGUCACCUCUAUGAUAACAAGAGUCAAUAUGGACCUGGAAGUCUCAAGAGCUACCAAUGCCCAUCCCAAUGCUCAAGGAGAUGUGGACAGACACAAUACCACAAACCUUGCAUGUUUUUCUGUCAGAAGUGUUGUAGGAAGUGCUUGUGUGUACCACCAGGCUAUUAUGGUAACAAAGCUGUGUGCCCUUGCUACAACAACUGGAAGACCCAACAAGGAGGACCCAAGUGCCCUUAAAAUAAUUUCAUCAAUCAACUACCUAUAUCACUAUCAUUAUAUUUAAUAAUUUCCCUCCUUUGUUGUGUCCUUUAUAUUAUAUUUUAAUUUAUUGUAUGCUAACUAGAUGGUAACCCCUUUUGGGUCUAUGAAAAAUGUGUUGAUGUACUUUGGGAUACCCUUUUGAGAUUAUGGGUUCCAUGUGCUAGUAUUAAAUAUCAUAUCACUCCUUUUAGGCUUGUUUGCCUUUAUUGAGAGUGGCCUAUUAAUGCAAGUGUUACCAUCUAAUCAUCUAUAUAUGAAAUGUAAUCUUGAUUUGGAAGAUCAAUUAUUAUUACAUGUUUCUAAUUAGGAA